Astrephomene gubernaculifera is the source of this 3117-nucleotide messenger RNA. The record is from the annotation of a GenBank genome assembly. NCBI's taxonomy places the organism in Eukaryota, Viridiplantae, Chlorophyta, Chlorophyceae, Chlamydomonadales, Astrephomenaceae.
CCCUGUUCGAUCGUCUGGAUGGUGUGCCACCGGCGGCCCUGGCGUUACGCUUCGACGUUACGAUGAUUGCAUGCGUUGAUACUCGUUAGUGUUUGUGGACUUUACGACUUGGGUUGUAGUACUGUCGGUGCUGUUUGGGUCUCAAGACUGGUUUCCGCUCCAUCGGCUUUCGCACUUUCAGGGCUGAAGGCUCGAAGGGACCUAAGCCCUACUAAAGCUUGGGCUGCAAGUGUGAGCCAUGCUUGGUGCAAGCCACCGGGCUUCGCCCGCGGCCAUGUCGCAGGGCUCAGCUCGUCAGGCGUCUACAAACUUGAAGUCCGUGAGAGGUGUCUCGUCGACUCCACGUCGGUCCAGCUCAACCCCAUGCUCCAUAACGCCAAGCACCCGCGCUGUUCCUAGCAGCGGCAACAGCAGCACAGGACCAUCCUCUACGCAGGCCGGGCUGAGCCCCACCGCCGCUCGCAUUCUCAGCGGCGCUUCGGCCGGACCCGCGCCGCGCCUCAUCAUCCCAUCUAAUCCCGCCCCAACCCCGGGCGGCCUUAUCCUUCCUUCCAACUCUACUAUCCGGACUUCCUCUCCUUCUUCAGUCGCUACCGCAGCUGCUGCAGCUGCCGCUCCCGCCAUCUCCGCGCCAUCUCGCGGCCAUGGCAUGGAUGGUCCAAUUGUGUACUUCGGUUCCCAGCGCGUUCACUCUCUGAGCGAGCGGGGCAAGGAGGUCGUUCGUUCGAUGGCGGAUUGGGCUGCUGUGGAGCUGCCGAAGUUCCUGAAGCCCACCGAGCGGCACUGGCAGCCCACCGACAUGCUGCCCGACUCCGCAUCUCCCGACUUCUACGACCAGGUUAUGUCGCUGCGCUCCGCCGCCUCCAACCUGCCCAACGAGUACCUGGUGGUGCUGGUGGGCGACAUGAUCACAGAGGAGGCCCUUCCCUCCUACAUGAACAUGAUCAACACGCUGGACGAGGUGCGCGACGAGACGGGCGCCGACGACACCCCCUGGGCUCACUGGACGCGGCAGUGGACUGCGGAGGAGAACCGGCACGGGGACGUGCUGAACAAGUACCUGUGGAUCACGGGGAGGGUUGACAUGCACAGCAUCGAGACCACCAUCCAGCGCCUCAUCAGCAGCGGACUGGACCCGCGGCUGGAGAACAACCCCUACCUGUGCUUCGUGUACACCAGCUUCCAGGAGCGCGCCACCCGCAUCACACACGGCAACACCGCCCGUCUGGCGCUCUACCACGGCGACGCGGCGCUGGGUCGGCUGUGCGGCGCCAUCAGCGCUGACGAGGCGCGUCACGAGCUGGCGUACCAGGCCAUCAUCGCGGAGGUACUGCGCAGGGACCCGGACGGGGGCGUGCUGGCGUUCGCGGACAUGAUGAAGAAGGGUAUUGUCAUGCCCGCCCACUUCGUUGACGACGGCUGGCACACCGCCGCCAACGGACCCAAGUCCAACCUAUUCCAGGACUACGCCUCCGUUGCUGACGGCAUCGGCGUGUACACCGCCAACGACUACGCGGGCAUCGUGGACCACCUGGUGCGCAAGUGGGACAUCGCCAACGUGCGGGUGGAGAGCGGGGAGGCGGCGGAGGCGCAGGAGUUCCUGAUGCACCACUCGCAGCGCAUCCGGCGCCUGGCUGACCUGCAGAUGGAGCGGCGGCUGCGCGACCGCAAGCGGGGCAAGAGCCGCACCGCCGCCUUCUCCUGGGUGUUCAAGCGGGAGGUGGCCAUGUGAGGGGGGAGGGGAGGAGGAGGGGGGAGGAGGAGCUCCCAAUGUGUUAAAAUGAGAAUGUAAACCUGAGAAUGAGAUUGCAAACCCGAGGAGGAGGAGGAGAGGGAGCUGGAAGGAGCAGGUACACGGGGCUGUGGAGCGAUGAGGGGCUAGGGCGAGGAGGAAAGCUGUGAAGGGGAAUGUGGGGAGGAGCUGGGAUGCAUGCCGUUUUUGCCGGUGUGCCGCUAUUUGCGGGUGAUGCAUGUGGCCUGACGGGCGUCCAAGCGGGCGACUGCUGCUACGGUAUGGCGGGGUGCAGCCGGCCUGGGGCAGGAUGCAGCAUGGCCGCGACAGUCCGGUGGAGACGGGAGGGUGAAGAAGAAGAAAAGGUCACGAGAGUGUGUUUUAUUUGAAAGAGUGGAGGAGUAGGGGAGAGAGAUGAGCCUUGCACGUAAGGGGCUGGUGGCUUGAGAGGGUUGUUGUGAAUUGCCCGGCUAAGGCAUUGGACGGGAUCCGCAGGAGGGUUUUGGCGGGGAGGCGCGGGCGGCUGUGUAAAACGCCGGGUUUAGCACAGACGGGGUAAACGGGUAAUGUAUGUCCGCUUGUGCGUGCUCUGCAUGUACGGGAUAGGUGGUCGUAACUGGUCCCGUCCUGAUGGCCUCCCAUGUGGCCCCCUUGCUGUUGGUGAAUCUAAAAAUAACGCUAUUCGUUGUUGUUGUUGUUAUUGCCUUCGCUGCUGCUGUGUGUUUCAUAUGUCGCUUAUUAUUAUUGCCGUACCAUUCCGCUGUUUGCUGAAGCGGUUAGCGGUUGCAAGGCUUUUCGAUAAUGCAAUAGCUAACACCAUAUUUGAAGAAGAAAAAGGAUAAGGAGAACCGCUCUCUUGAAUUUGGAGAAGCUGUAUAUUUGUGCGUUUCCUGCACACAUUGUGUGUGUAUCGUCGUUGUUUUUUGUUUGUGAUGUUUUAACGCUGCGGCGUGAUACCUUUGUGUUGUUGUUGUUGGGGCACAUGAACCGCGCUGUUUCCUGUACCAGCCGCGCUUUCUCUGGCUUGUCAGCGGGCGCCAGCAGCAGCACCGGCAGCAGCAGCAGCGGAUUAGCUGGCAUGAAGAAUUUCCGCAUGGUAUGAGCCUUCCACAUACGUAUGAUAUCCCUGUGCGUGUAUUGCGUUAGGAGGAGACGUUAAAAGGUCUGCUGGCUGCAGUAGGAGCCAUUGAAGUUGCGAGUCCCAGUAGGGUGGUAUAGCAUCCCGUGGUUUCUGUUUAGCAGGAGGGAAGACGAGGAAUGGCGGAAGACUGUCGGUAUUGGCACGCCGUCUGCACUGGGCGUUGGUUGUAGGCCCUUUGUACGGCGGCGUUGUCUGCGGGCUGCUGGUCCUUAGCUCUGAUGUUUAUACCCAGCGCCUUGUAAAG